Molecule: messenger RNA, 621 nt
Organism: Suillus clintonianus
Lineage: Eukaryota; Fungi; Basidiomycota; Agaricomycetes; Boletales; Suillaceae
Product: kinesin motor domain-containing protein
Exons: 2
Biological process (GO): mitotic spindle assembly; microtubule-based movement
Cellular component (GO): nucleus; spindle microtubule
Molecular function (GO): plus-end-directed microtubule motor activity; ATP binding; microtubule binding
Source: RefSeq, a predicted model, not a curated record
CUCAAGAUCUUCGAUGACGCCAGCCAGAAGCGCGUUUUUAUUCAGGGUCUCGAGGAGAUACCAGUCAAGGACGCUACAGAUGCACUUGCCCUCCUCACGAAAGGGAGCGAUCGCCGGCAGAUUGCUGCCACUAAAUUUAACGACCACUCCAGUCGAUCACACUCCGUGUUCUCUAUUACGAUUCAUAUCAAGGAGACAUCAACCAUGGGAGAUGACCUCCUGAAGGUGGGCAAGUUCAACCUCGUUGACCUUGCGGGCUCGGAGAACAUUGGACGCUCUGGUGCAGAGAACAAGAGGGCACGAGAAGCGGGCAUGAUUAAUCAAAGCUUACUAACUCUGGGCCGUGUCAUCAACGCUCUUGUCGAGCGUUCAGCCCAUGUGCCUUAUCGAGAAUCCAAACUUACCCGCCUCUUACAAGACUCACUCGGUGGUCGUACAAAGAGGUACAUCAUCGCCGCCAUCUCUCCUGCUCGUUCCAACAUGGAAGAGACCCUCUCCACCCUUGACUACGCCAUCCGUGCAAAGUCUAUCCGCAACAAAGCAGAGAUCAACCAGCGGAUGACACGAAACUCCUUGUUGAAGGAAUACGUAGCCGAGAUCGAGCGUCUUAAGGCCGACGUC